CAAAAGCAGCCGAUUGCAGAGACAUGCUGAGUAGUCCCAUUAAUGGACCAAAACAAUUGAGAAAGGAUAUAGAAGAGCCUAUCCAUGAUAUGAUUUCCUACCCUAAGCUAUUUCCAGUGUAUAGAACAGAUGGAGAGGCUAAGAACAGUGCCUUUGGAUAUGACUGAGUCAUGCAGGUAGCCCAUUAAGACUUGGCUUGCAUCCAGUAUACACAUAUGAUGCUUUACUGAACCUUUGCCACAAAGAUGACUUUCUGGGUAAAUCUUUGUUCAGUCCUGGUGUUGAUUCUCCUGCACAACUCAUUUAUCUAGUAGUCUGCACAAUAAAAAGAUGUCACUGUGGUGAAAUGCCUAAAACAGUUACAUGUUUACAGCAUGAGAACUUCAGGAAACAACAGACUGAGAAAAUAAAGGACCAAGAAAUCAGUUCCAAGGUGUAUUUCCUGAAGCAGACAGUCAGUAACUCCUGUGGGACAAUUGGUCUGAUACAUGCAGUUGCUAAUAAUAAAGACAAACUGAAACUUGAUGAGGGGUCUGCCCUGAAGAAAUUUCUUGAUGAAACAGCUGAUCUGUCUCCCGAGGAGAGAGCUAAACACUUUGCAAAUAAUAAGGCUAUACAGGAAAUCCACAAUGCAGUUGCACAAGAAGGACAAUGUCGGGUUGAGGACAACAGUGUGAACUUCCACUUCAUCCUCUUUGUCAAUGUGGAUGGACAUCUUUAUGAAUUGGAUGGGCGUAUGCCAUUUCCUGUAAACCAUGGCACAAGCUCAGCUGACUUGCUAUUGAAGGAUUCUGCUAAGAUCUGCAGACAAUUUACAGAACGUGAAAAAGGAGAAGUUCGUUUUUCUGCUGUGGCUUUCUGCAAGUCUGCCUGAGACUGAAGAGAUGCAAGGAAAGCAAUCUAAUAGCACACCAGUAAUUGCAGUUUAAACUCCAGUGCUUCAGUACUUGUCAAACACAGCUGUUCGGGUAACUUAAAUUGUUUCCACCUCUUGCUAUACACAGGAGCAACAUCAGCUGAGCUUAUGCUAAAGGAUGAGCUCAAGUUUUAAUGUGAACAGUUUGGACACAUCAGAUGUCUUUAGACUCUUUUUUCACAUGUUAAGUAGAAAAUGCUUAACAGGGCUUGUUUAAUCUGUGUCAUGUUAAUUGAGCUGUUGGUUGAUAUUUCCUUGUCCUUAAUGAGAAUAAAAUGUUCUGCUGGAAGACUAAA
Messenger RNA from Apaloderma vittatum (bar-tailed trogon), 1212 nucleotides. RefSeq names its product ubiquitin carboxyl-terminal esterase L1 (ubiquitin thiolesterase) (gene UCHL1). Gene Ontology annotation, biological process: ubiquitin-dependent protein catabolic process; protein deubiquitination. The record is from RefSeq and is a predicted model, not a curated record. Gene Ontology annotation, cellular component: cytoplasm. NCBI's taxonomy places the organism in Eukaryota, Metazoa, Chordata, Aves, Trogoniformes, Trogonidae. Gene Ontology annotation, molecular function: cysteine-type deubiquitinase activity. The transcript is spliced from 6 exons. Bases 347 to 874 code for a protein of 175 amino acids.